ACCUCCUCUGCCCCGCCUCACGCGCCUCCCUGGAGCAGCCGCGCCCGCCCAACAGGGCCGAGGCCUAGCAGCGGCGUCGUGGAUUGGAGUUGCCGCUCCCACCAAGCAGCGCCUCCCCCCGGAGCUCCGCCGGCAGAGCAUUGCAGAGGGAAAAUAGUAAUGGAGUUGAUAAAUGCUAACCCUGUGAUUCAUGAGAAAAGAGAGAGGCGCACCCGUCAGGCACCAGAAGACAUAGAUGAAAAUGCAACAGAGGCCAUAGACCAGCUUGAGAUAUUUGAUCAUAUUAGAGACAUAAAGGACCCAGAACAUCCAUACUCAUUGGAAGAUCUUAAUGUGGUAAAUGAAGACUCGGUCGAAAUCAAUGAUGAACUUAGUCAUGUCAGGGUUACUUUCACCCCAACAGUGGAGCAUUGCAGUAUGGCCACUAUCAUUGGCCUUUGCUUACGUGUGAAGCUGAUGCGGAGUCUUCCACCUCGUUACAAGGUGGACAUACGGUUGACUCCUGGAUCACAUGCAACUGAAGCUGCCGUGAACAAGCAACUGAGCGACAAAGAACGUGUGGCGGCCGCGCUGGAGAAUUCAAACCUGCUGGACAUAGUGGAGGAAUGCUUGUCACCGACGCUCGGUUGAGACCUGAGUAGGACUGGAAACCAGUGUGUGGAUAUAUUCCUAGACCACAACAGAUAUUUGAGAAGAAUUAUAGGCGGUGCAGGACGUGUGCAUGAAUUUUGAGGCCCCAUGCCUCUCUGUAAGCACAUUGCUGCUGCUUCAGCUCUCGUAUCGUAGUGGUAGUAUGUAGGUCGUCGAGUGCUGCUAUUUUUUUCUUGGAAGAACUGGGUGCUGCUACGUUUUUGUACGGUCCUGAUUGUACAUUGAGGGAUAAUAGUGCGGUGAUCCGUGCCGUCUCUAAAAUUCUGUCUGGGUUACUGUUAUCCUGGGUCAUGAAUUGAAUAUAUCAUGCUUAUCCUUUUAUUUGAA
Hordeum vulgare subsp. vulgare (domesticated barley) is the source of this 978-nucleotide messenger RNA. Its product is annotated as protein AE7-like. The annotation marks the transcript as partial. The transcript is spliced from 6 exons. Gene Ontology annotation, biological process: iron-sulfur cluster assembly. NCBI's taxonomy places the organism in Eukaryota, Viridiplantae, Streptophyta, Magnoliopsida, Poales, Poaceae. The record is from RefSeq and is a predicted model, not a curated record.